UCUUUGCACAGUGGAAAAAGAAAUGCACGCUUUACAUGUGUCUGGUGAUAGAGGACAAGAAGUCUUUGGAGUUCUUGCUCCUUAUCUAGAUAUUUCCAAAGCUCUUCAAAAUGUGUCCAAGCUUGAAGACAAUAUUAGCCUUCGUAAGAUGAAUCUGGACAUAAAGCAGUUCAGUGCGCUUUGGUAUGAAUUAGAAAGUUUAAGAUCGCUUAAGGAUAAAUUAGAGGGUGAAAGAACAUCUGUAGCUGCUACAAUGAAGCUCUUAGGAAAGGAGAAGAAAGAGCUGGAUGUAGAAAAGAUUCAGAAAUUAAGAGCCCAUGGCAAAGAAAUUCGGGAGAAAUUAAAGGUGAUUACAAAGCAGGUUCUGAAUUUGGAAGACAGAGUUGUUCUUUUUUACUUGAAAUUGCCAAACAAAUUACAUCAUACAGCAUGUGGUGCAGAUAAAAUUCUUAUUGGUUUAUUUGAUAAACCAUGCUUCAAGUUCAGGGCUGAAGGACAUGAAGUAUUAGGAAAAAUGAGACAUGAAUUGGAAUUUAUUGAAUGCUCUCCCACUGCAUACUAUUUGAAGGGCAGAUUAGCAAUGUUGGAAUUGGCAUGUAAUGGCUAUUUUUCCUCAGUAUUUAAAAGUCAUGGUUUCAUUAGCCACUCCAAUCCAGAUUUUGUUAAAGGAGUUGUUGUUGAAGGGAGUGGCAUAAAUAUAUCUGAAAUUGAGAAAGUGUUCAUGUUAGCCAGUCAUAAUUCAGAUGGUGAUCCAAAUGCACAGUACCUUGUUGGUGGAGCUUCUAUACAAGCAUUUGCUUCAUAUUUUACCAAGCAAGUUAUUGAUAAUUGUGAGUGUUUGCCACAGAAAUUAUUGGCAAUUGGAAGAAGCUACUCCCCAAUAUCAUGUAAAAGUUCAGGGUUGUUUAGCAGUUGGCAGUCCACUGUCUUGGAUGGUCUUGUUUUGUUUAAGAAUGAUCCUUUAGUUGAAGAGACGAUGAUUAAUGAAAUACUUAUGGCUAUGGUUCAGUGUUAUACACAAUUAAAAAUACAUUUUUAUGUUAAGCAAUAUGGAGCUCAUAAUUUACAGCCACACGAAUCUGCUGCUAUGGGAGUACUAAUGUAUUCUCCAGUAACAGACAUGUACUGGGAGGUUGGCAGAAUAUCAGUAUGUGGAGACUAUAUCAGUAAGAGACUCCUAAUACUUCAGAAAAUAACAAGUAAUUCUGCAAGUUUUGUAUCCAUGAUCCAUGUAAGAGUUUGUAAUGUUACUCGUCUUUUAGCACUUAUAAUGGAGAAUGGACAGAACAAAUUGGGAAAGUAUGAUAUUCCUGAUGCUGUAAAUAAGUUCAUGUGUAUAUGACAUUACUUUGUAAAAUUAAAUAUGUAUUUGUGUUGA
Messenger RNA from Macrobrachium nipponense, 1378 nucleotides. RefSeq names its product serine--tRNA synthetase-like protein Slimp (gene Slimp). Gene Ontology annotation, biological process: mitochondrial seryl-tRNA aminoacylation. Lineage: Eukaryota; Metazoa; Arthropoda; Malacostraca; Decapoda; Palaemonidae. The transcript has a single exon. Bases 23 to 1342 code for a protein of 439 amino acids. Gene Ontology annotation, molecular function: ATP binding; tRNA binding; serine-tRNA ligase activity. Gene Ontology annotation, cellular component: mitochondrion. The record is from RefSeq and is a predicted model, not a curated record.